AUUUUAGAGAAUACGCGUCGGACAAUGACCGCGUAUAUUUCACUCGAAUUAUGUCCACUAGGCAAAAAUAGAUCAGGUGAGCUUGAUCGUUUUUGCAGUAUGAAACAUCGUAUGAUAUAUGGGGGUAGAUUAGAUACGUACAUAUGUAAAAGUGAUAACCUUUAUUGUAAUUGUAAUUUUCUAAACUGACCAUAAUACCGGAGACAUGGAAUUUUCUAUAUUCUGUAUUGUCAGCGUUGUUUGUAUUUGUGGAAUUUUCCAGUUAUCAUGGAGUAUGCCUUUGUCAUAUUCGACAUACAGCUGCCCUUCAAAUAUCAACACUGGAAAUAGACAUUUAGUAUUUGAGAAAGUCUGCUACGAGUUUGUUUUGAACCGGAAGGAGUAUUGGGAUGGCGCGAGACAUGACUGUAACAACAGAGGUGGCGACCUGGCUCUAGUAAAAAGUUACGAUGUCCAAUAUUAUCUGCAGACGACACUACAGAAAUUAAAUGUUGGUAAACAGGCAGUAUGGAUUGGACUUAACGAUAGACAUCGUGAAAAACAUUUUGUAUGGGUUGAUGGAUCACCCUUAUCCUACAGUCACUGGGCAGUGCAUGAAGGGAACGGAAUCUUACAUCUUACACAAGAUUGUGUACAAAUACACAUGGGAGACCACGGCUUGUGGCACGAUAGGGAAUGCCACUUGUGGCCAAAUAAAUUUUCCUACAUUUGCCAGUUCCCAACGGUAGAAACCGUGCACACAGUAAAACCCAAAAUACCCACGACAACAAAAUCUACUACAAUCACAUCAACCAAACCAUCGACAACAACACUUCCGCCUACGACGACAACACUUCCGCCUCCGACAACAACACUUCCACCUACGACAACAACGCUUUCUACAACAACAACGUCAAAACCAGAAACCGAGUACCCUUCUACAACAACGCAAUUACCCGUGAAAGAAUAUCCUACUACAAUAGAACAAUUCGUUGAAAAAGAAUAUCCUAUAACAACAGAACAUUUAUCCGAGCGAGAAUAUCCUAUAACAACAGAACAUUUACCCGAAAGAGAAUAUCCUAUUACUACAACACAUUUUCCUAUUCCUUCAACACAAUAUCCAAUUCCGACGACAAUUUUACCAGACCGAGAAUAUCCUCUUACAACAAAGCUACCUGAUCGAGAAUAUCCUCUAACAACAAAGCUACCUGAUCGAGAAUAUCCUCUAACAACAAAGCUACCUGAUCGAGAAUAUCCGAUAUCAACAACACCAGAACCUAAUCGAGAAUAUCCUAUUACAACAACACAGUUACUAGAUAGGGAAAACCCAACAACAACCAAAUCCAUGCCUGAUAAGGAAAUCCAAACAGAAAAUAAUGGAAACGGACAUUUUCUCACUCCGGCACCAUAAGAUGUAAAUGUAUGAAUUUUAAUUCAGAAGUGAUACAAGACGUGAUAUAGACUGUAUGUUCAGAAACGGGUCUCGCUCUUGGUUUAGAUCGAUGUCUUGCUUUAUGAUCUGUCGAAAUGUAUGAUAUUGUAUGUUUAUUUAUUAUUUCAGAGCUGUUAUUUUUGUAUUGUAUAUAAACUUAUGUGUUUUGA
Molecule: messenger RNA, 1581 nt
Organism: Mytilus trossulus (common blue mussel)
Lineage: Eukaryota; Metazoa; Mollusca; Bivalvia; Mytilida; Mytilidae
Product: mucin-2-like
Exons: 5
Coding region: 206-1390 (394 amino acids)
Source: RefSeq, a predicted model, not a curated record